ACCUGACGCGGCUGCGGGCUGAGAAAACACAAGAGCCGUCGCUGUCGCCACAGUCGGAGCCGUCUCAGCCACCGCCUGGGGCCUCCGGGACUCUGCACCUCGCCGCCCCCGCCCAUCCUGCCGCGCCAUGCCAUCGGAGAAGACCUUCAAACAGCGCCGAACCUUCGAACAAAGAGUAGAAGAUGUCCGACUUAUCCGAGAGCAGCAUCCUACCAAAAUCCCGGUAAUAAUAGAACGAUACAAAGGUGAGAAGCAGCUGCCAGUCCUGGAUAAAACAAAGUUCCUGGUGCCUGAUCAUGUCAACAUGAGUGAGCUCAUCAAGAUAAUUAGAAGGCGCUUACAGCUCAACGCUAAUCAAGCCUUCUUCCUGUUAGUGAAUGGACAUAGCAUGGUGAGUGUGUCCACGCCAAUUUGUGAAGUGUAUGAAAGCGAGAAGGAUGAAGAUGGAUUCCUGUAUAUGGUAUACGCCUCUCAGGAGACUUUUGGAAUGAAAUUGUCUGUGUAAGACUAAAAAAAAAUGUGUCUCUUCUAGAAUUUAAACCCUUACCAAGGAAUAAAAAAGGGAUGUUACCAACUGA
This is a messenger RNA of Balaenoptera ricei (Rice's whale), 578 nucleotides long. RefSeq names its product microtubule associated protein 1 light chain 3 beta (gene MAP1LC3B). Gene Ontology annotation, molecular function: ubiquitin protein ligase binding. Gene Ontology annotation, biological process: autophagosome assembly; macroautophagy; cellular response to nitrogen starvation. Bases 128 to 505 code for a protein of 125 amino acids. The record is from RefSeq and is a predicted model, not a curated record. Lineage: Eukaryota; Metazoa; Chordata; Mammalia; Artiodactyla; Balaenopteridae. Gene Ontology annotation, cellular component: cytosol; autophagosome; autophagosome membrane. The transcript has 4 exons.